AUGGCAGCUGAAGUAGCUGCGCAGCCAGUGAACGGCACUGCCACAGGAUCACGGGCAAGAUGGAAGCACAUGGACACCCUCCUCUCUCGGCCCGGCGCAUAUACAGACGAGGACGACUUCGCCCCCGGCAGCGUGCCUAUAGGCAACAUCGAGCAAUCACGCAUUCUUGUCAUCGGAGCUGGAGGGCUGGGCUGCGAGAUCCUCAAGAACCUCGCCUUGUCGGGCUUCAAGCACAUUGAUGUCAUAGACAUGGACACCAUUGACUUCUUAUUCCGUGAGAAGGAUGUCGGCAAGGCCAAGGCAAGUGUGGCCGCUGAGUUCGUGAUGAAGAGAUGUCCUGGGUGUGUCAUCACUCCAUACGCAGGCAAGAUCCAGGAUAAGGAUGAGGACUACUACAUGCAAUUCAACCUCGUCAUCUGCGGUCUCGACAGCAUAGAAGCCCGUCGCUGGAUCAACGCCACCCUGGUUGGAAUGGUGGACAUGGAGAACCCGGACUCUCUCAAACCUCUCAUCGAUGGCGGUACGGAGGGCUUCAAAGGCCAAUCACGUGUCAUCUUCCCAACCAUGACUUCUUGUAUCGAGUGCCAGCUGGAUAUGCACGCCCCUCGUGCUGCGGUGCCACUCUGCACCCUCGCCACUAUCCCCAGACAACCACAACAUUGUAUCGAAUGGGCACAUAUCAUCAAGUGGGAAGAGGAGCGCAAAGAUCUCGUCCUUGACACCGACGACCCGGAACACAUCACCUGGCUGUAUCAGAAAGCUCUCGGACGCGCCAAAGAAUUCAAGAUCGAGGGCGUGACGUAUAGCAUGACUCAAGGCGUUGUGAAGAACAUCAUCCCUGCUAUCGCCUCCACAAACGCCAUUGUCGCGGCAAGCUGCUGCAAUGAGGCAUUCAAGAUCGUGACCUCGGCAGCCUCUUUUCUCGGAACUCCAGGCGAGAACAACUACAUGCUCUACACUGGCGACGCCUCAAUCUACACCUAUACCUUCGAACACCAGAAAAAGGACGACUGCCCUGUGUGUGGAAACUUACCCAAAGACUUGUUCGUCAAUCCCGAAUCGACUCUCGGUGAGCUCGUCGAAGGGUUGGCGGAGCGACCGGAAGCACAACUCAAGAAGCCGAAUUUGAGGACUGAGGAGAAGACUUUGUAUUAUUCGAGUCCAGCCAGUCUAGAGGAGUCUACGAGGCCGAAUUUGAAGCGGAAGAUUAGUGAGAUGCUUGCGGAUGGGGAGGAAUUCGCGGUCAGCGAUCCGGCGUUUGAAAUCAAUUUUCGUUUCAUUGCGAGAUACGCAUAG
This is a messenger RNA of Recurvomyces mirabilis, 1296 nucleotides long. It is a transcript of the gene uba3, whose product is annotated as NEDD8 activating enzyme. Gene Ontology annotation, cellular component: cytoplasm; nucleus. The transcript is spliced from 2 exons. Gene Ontology annotation, biological process: protein neddylation. Lineage: Eukaryota; Fungi; Ascomycota; Dothideomycetes; Mycosphaerellales; Teratosphaeriaceae. The coding region runs from base 1 to 1296 and encodes 431 amino acids. The record is from RefSeq and is a predicted model, not a curated record. Gene Ontology annotation, molecular function: NEDD8 activating enzyme activity.